Messenger RNA from Lentinula edodes (shiitake mushroom), 1061 nucleotides. RefSeq lists its product as uncharacterized. The coding region runs from base 47 to 757 and encodes 236 amino acids. Lineage: Eukaryota; Fungi; Basidiomycota; Agaricomycetes; Agaricales; Omphalotaceae. The transcript is spliced from 2 exons. The record is from RefSeq and is a predicted model, not a curated record.
ACCACUUGCUAUCGUUCUACGGGGCACUGAAAUAUUAGGUCUCGUCAUGUCUAGGGUUGAAGGCAGAUUACUUGAAAUGCGAGACCGGUCGUUGGUGCACGGUACUCUAGCCAAGCUUCAUGGAGCAAAUAUCAUGUUCGAAAGUGGAAUCGGAAUGGGCGAUUUUCUAGUUCACAAAAGCAAACUACGUCUUACUCGGCGCGUUGAAUCUCUGGUUCAAUACCUCCCAGGUGACAAAGAGAGAGACCGCCUCGAAGCCAGGUCUUGGCAGCAGUUGGGCAACCUCUUCGAUGAACUUCCUCAACUGGAUACGUCACUGAUCGUGGAUGUCAACAGGAGCUUGUAUAAACCGACUCUGCUGAAUUAUAUUUCCACUCCAGAACCUUUGAUUUUUCGCAUCAUUUACGGUCCCGCCCUUUUUGCCAACAAAAACCCACAGCACGCUGCGAAAAAAAAGAAAAGUGUCCACUCUUCGAAUUCUCUCCUCAAGUCGAACACCAUCAGUGGCUCUACGAAAUACAGACCCACCAAUUCAUCAAAGUCAAAUUACCAUCCUUAUUGUGAUGGUACGAACAACUUUACUCUUCUCAUUUCCAGCCAACCCGAGAUUGGUCGUCAUACUUCUGACAAGCACAACCGGAGAAGGGCCUCGAGCAUUUUCGUUCGAGCAGUUUCCGUGGCGAGUGAUCACACACUUGUGGAUGUAGAUGAUGAUGCCACCACUGUAAUCGGUGAUGAUGAGAGGUGGAAAUUCUGACAAGAAUUCAGUUGUAUUUCUAUCCAUAUCCCCUAGUAUGCUUGCUUGCUUUUGUUAUCGAUCUGCAUCCUACUAUCAUCUAUGGCUGUUCUUAUACUUGUGUACCUAUUGUUCAUUACUAUUUCUUGAUUUACUUCAACAGAAGGGUUAGAUUAUUUUGCAUUGCAUGGUGUUAGAGUUGUAGUAUUUACAUACUUCGUUUUGUUUAUACCAACAGUUGUAUCAAGAAGAUUCACGACAAUUGUAGGAGCCCGUAUGUAUGUAGGAUCGAGUACAAUAGAGAACAAGGUUAUCUGGGACGGCG